AUGUCCCAAUUAACCUUAUUACCAACCGAACUCCUCCUCUCAAUCGCCGAAUCCCUCCCCAACCAAAAAGACCUCAGCGCCUUCACCCAAACCACAAAGAGAACAUACACAGUCCUCCAACCUUACCUAUACAAAAACAACAUCCAAAACCACGGCACUAGCGCCCUCCUCUGGGCCGCCAAGAAUGGCCACACAGUCCUGACCCAAAAAAUGCUCGAUGCAGGCGCCAGAAUAAGCGCCCGCACCUCCUCAAGUCUCAAUCACACCAACCCCACCAGCGUCACCCGGAUAGCGGGGAAUGCCGUCUCCCUCGCAGCCAGCGGUCCACACAUAGAAACCCUCACCUGUCUACUAUCCGAGAAAAGACCGGGCCAAGCAUGCGAUCCCAACCAAAUGCGCGAAGCACUAAACAAAGGUGCGAUCCCGGCGCAUAGUACCGAGGCGGUAAAGUUACUACUUCGGCACAAGGCUCCCCUCGAACCCGCAGACACCCUCCUGCCGAAUCCAUCCGCACUUGGCGCGGCUGUUGCUGCGAGAUGGGCUGGUAUUAUACCUUUCUUAUUAGAGGCUGGUGCUUGUCCCGGGAAGAAUGAGAUACCCACCCCGCUCGAGCGUGCGAUUACCAUGAACCAGCCGGAUAUCGUGGAUAUAUUACUUGAGGCGGGGAUCGGGCUUGUGGAUGAUGGGGGAUUAUGCAUUAUUGCAGAGCAGAAUAACCAGAGGUUGUUGGAGGUAUUUGUUGAAACGGGGCUUGAGGUUGGGAUGUGUUGGCAGGGGGCUUUGUUUGCAGCUGUUAUGCAUGGACAGACUGAGAUGGUGACUGGGUUAAUUGAGAAGGGGGCGAACCCGAAUUUGACUUAUGAUGUAUUUAUGUUGAGUUUUGAGUGUUUGCGAUAUAGUACUAUUGGGUUUGCGGUUCAGUUUGGACAAUUGGAAGUUUUGGAGCUGUUACUUGAGAAGGGGGUUCGUGCUGAACGGAGUGAUCUUAACUUGGCGCAGGAGGAGAGAUUUGAGGAGGCGGUGGCUCUUUUGUCUGAGUGUGAUUUUGAGGAUUUGCCACGGAAGGAGAAUGUACGUGAUUUUGUUGAGAAGAAGGUUCGAGAGAGACGGAGAACGGAGCCUGGGUAUGAGGGUCUUAAGAUGCAGGAUUCGCUUUGUGAUCCUGCCAUGCGCCUAGAGUUGGAGGAUGUGCGGGAUAAUAGCUAUCCAUGGGGGAAUGAUGGUACGCAAGGUUACACUAUGUACGUUUCUUAA
This is a messenger RNA of Penicillium hordei, 1254 nucleotides long. Its product is annotated as ankyrin repeat domain-containing protein. Gene Ontology annotation, molecular function: protein binding. The record is from RefSeq and is a predicted model, not a curated record. Bases 1 to 1254 code for a protein of 417 amino acids. NCBI's taxonomy places the organism in Eukaryota, Fungi, Ascomycota, Eurotiomycetes, Eurotiales, Aspergillaceae. The transcript has a single exon.